Amoebophrya sp. A120 is the source of this 4186-nucleotide messenger RNA. Lineage: Eukaryota; Dinophyceae; Syndiniales; Amoebophryaceae. The record is from the annotation of a GenBank genome assembly.
AGUUGCACGAAGUUUGAUCAUGCUGAGUGAGCCGACAAGAACGACGGCGAGUCGUAUGAUGUCUGCGCAAGAAUCGCAGGGUAGCGCUGCGCCAGUUUUCAAAAAGUAUCCGCUGCACUUGAGGAACGGCUACGACGAUGUGGAGGAGCGCGCACUUCGUCGACUAGAAACCAUUCGCGCAGACUUCGACAGGCGAUUUGCGGAGCAGCACCCAUCGGAGUAUAGACGAGUCGCGAUCGACCACGUUGGUUUUGAUUCCAACUCUGACAGUUGUGCUGGUCGACUGAGGACCGCGCUUGUAGAGCAGUUGCGAAUAGGAAGUCACCGCAGCACGAUCGCCAGCGUCCUUAGUGAUCAUGGCGACGAAUUUCGUGGUGGCACAAGGUCUGGGUACAAGUUCAACCGCAAGACCAACAAGGGCUGGAUGCGAAUGGAGGAGUUUCUUGAUUACCACGCGACCGAACUGGGGAUAACGUACAAGAAGGGCGUGGAGUGGAUCAACGUCUCGAAUCAGGAUACCGACGCGACCCGCGGCCAGGUGGACCGGAUCAACGUAAUCGAGCGCCUGAUUUCGUGCCCAGGGGACGGGGAGGGAACUGCUUGUCCCGUUUUGCGCGACGACCACGGGGUGUCAGACCAAGGUGUAGACGCGUUUCGUCUGCACCAGACAGAUGAAGCGUCGAUUAUUACGAGGCACCGCAUGCCCUUUUCGCCUGCAGGACUCUAUCAUGGUCAACUCAUGUCCACCCAGUUUCCACCUUCAGCAGUUUUAAAAUAAGAAAGUGAAAUGACUUUGAUGAUGAUGAUCUCGAUGUCCUGUUUCUCUGACCUGUCUCGGACUCGGUCUUCCUCUUUCUUGCGUAUUUUCGUAGCGUCACACAUGAAAGUGUUGUAGAAUACGUGACAUUUCCCUGCUUUAUUUUCUCUGAUCGAGAGAUUCCGCUUUCACGCGGUCGACACAUCAUCAUCAUCAUCUCGGAUUUGUCAAGCGACCUCACAAAUCUCUGUGCAUGAAGACGAAGACGCAACUUCUAUUUUUUGGGCAUUGAUGGGCUCCUUGUCGUGGUUCUUGGGCACUUGUUUUGAGAAUGAUUCAAUUGCCGACAGGGCUCCGCCUUCACCUCCAGAGGAUGAAACAAGUCUAGCUGUGCCCGUGCAAAAUAUGUGCCCCUCAGCAUGCGCUGGCGACCCGGGAGCUGAUGGCGACCAUUUAUCAGACGACAGGUAAGUACCCACGCACGAAUGCGAUCUGCAGUCGAGCGCAAGCGCUGUCAUGCCCCUCGUUCCAACUUUGAAUUUGAACUAGAAAUACAAUUUGAUUGUUGGCUACCACGUUGGUAGCAGCAAUUUGUUGCGGCGGAAGAGUCGGCAACAAUAAACAUGCUGCUAAGGGUAGUACUUACGUAGUAUGUGUUUGCGUGCGCGCUCGGUUUUCAAUAUUUGUAAAGUACUUCUAUUCGUACUUCGUCUUCGUGUGAUGCAGAUGCAGACACAAGAGAAGAGAAGCACAAGCAGAAGUAGGCACCGACCGCGUCAACAUAGACAGUCGUCGAGUAAUGUUUUAUGUAAAAACGCAUCGGAAUUAUUAUUAUAGAAGAUAUGGAACGCCUCACUGAGCUUGCCACUUCAACAGGUUUGCAGCGAUCAGUGGCAAAAGUAGAUGAUCAUGCAUUGCAAACCUCAAUGUCAAUGAUUUUUGAGGCAGAUCAUACUCAUAGGUAGGCAUCAAGAAGGUCAAGCGUCGCAGAGAAGGUAACAUUUGUUCAGCAGGUUGCUUAGCAUGCUGACUGCAGACAGCGCUGGUGUGUAUGUCUGCAUAUGCCCAUCGCGGUCGACGACGCUCGCAGUGCAGCCUGGCCACGUUUUAUCCGAGAAAAAAAAAUUUUAUGGCAGGAUGAUUAGCUAGUCAGAGUCAGACCUUGGCAUAUGAUAAUGAUAUAUUAUACAUAAGAGCAAUGAAUUUGAGUUCGAAUUGAAAUUUGAUCAUGCCGACAACCUUUUUUCUUGCACACUUUCUUCUCGCCGGAAUCUUUAUCGAGGCGGCCGAGCUACUAUGAGGGCGACGCCGAGGGCAUGGUGUUUCUAUCUGGUACCACGGUUGGACACCGCUGCGCACUUCUCUGUCUACUUGCAUGCAGCCAAACGCGUACACCACGGUUUUUUUCUUCGACAGUGGAUGUUUUGACUGCUUAUCGCGGAAAGGACAAACGUCGAUAGCUGCACGUCCGGUUUUACAGACGAACAAAGUCUGCAUUGGCAUGCAAGAUAUCAUAGCACCGGGAGCAGACUAUACUAUACAUACUUGUAUGCACUUCGCUGUCACCAAUUUCGAGAAACUUCCAUUUUCUUUCAUAACAUCGCGGACGCGCGGAGCAGCACCGACCCACUCCCCGAACGACGGGUAUCCGCACUGUCUGCCAUAGCCACCUCGUCAAUGUCACCGAACACUGCAGCAGGCGCAAUUGGUUCGCCGAAGCUUUUACAGCACGUGGUGGAUUCCACCCACCGUAUCUCAGGACAUCCUGAGUGUAAUUCUUCGUCCUCUUUCCCACCUGCUGAUGCUUCUGGUCUCGGUACCGGAUCGGGACGAGUAGAUGAUCCUGGUUCAAUCGCUUUACCACAGGAUGAAUUGACAACUGACAGUUGCUUGGGAACUGCAACUGUACGAAUGGAAAUACCGCGUGCAACGAUAACGACGAGGAGUGGUGCUCGCACUCAAACCCAUCUGUCUGAGUAUCAUGCCGAGCGCGGAGGUCUCGGGGCACGUGCGCGUCACCGCCUGGACAUUCUGACGAAACGGAUCUUGCUUUCCGCAAACGCGUUUGCCGACCGCCUUGAAACAGUGAAGCAGCGCACGAAGAGCCCCCGAGGCUCGCAAACGCCUAUUUGUGUUGCGGAUCAGCAGCACCUCGCCCCCACUGUUGAGGAGGCUCGCGACGCACUUCAUACGGCUUUAGCAGCGUUGGAUGAAACAGUCGCUGCGACGCUGCCCGUUUGUUCAGGAAGACUUUCUCCUGCGCCACACGAGAAGGCAGCUCGACAACGAGCGGAACUGGCCGCCACAGCAGCAACUGGAGAUCUUGUUCCUGCCGUUCGUGUACUAGCAUCUUCUGGUGCCACGGCCGAGGUAGGAACAGCAGUUCGUGGGGAUGAAGCCCAGAUAUCGACGCAAUAUGUACGAGCCGACGAACGAAGCAAGAGCACAGCAGCAUCCUCGUCCAGACCGGAUGGUGAUCUUUCGCCCCCAAGUCAAGUCUAUUCUGGCCCCGACGGCGAAGCAGUCCAGUUCGGCGAUUUUAUUUCAGAAUCUAAAGUUCAGACCGGGAUGUUGGGGUACCACGCCUCGCCUUUCCAUGUCGGCGCCGCGGAUCGCGACGACGGCGCGGAGCUGAAAAGCAGUUUUUACCACAAUCUGGAACUUGUCAGUGUUGCCGCACUACAACUUGGCCACAACUUGCACUGGGCGAGCCACUCCUGUGGCGUGCAUCGUACCGCGGAUAGCGGUAAGCUGUGGAGAGCUCUCGCGGAGGGUCACGCGCUUUUGCUCGAGUUGGAGAGUAGUCUUGCCCGAGCAGCUCCCACGACUUGCACUCAGGAAGGGAUACGAAAUGUGGCCUCACGGGGGCGUGGUGACCUCGAAAUACCACGCCACAGCGGAAACAGCAUGGGCGGCGCCGGUCCAACAUCCGCCAGGCGGUCGGCGAGAAGCAGCGCUUCCCGCGACUCAAGUAAUGGUGGUCACCCGAGUAGCUGCGAUGCUGCCGCCACCAUUGAUGAACCGCAGGGCAUCAUGUUCACGGAUCACACGGUAUUAAAUUAUCAGAUGCUCUUGCGCAGCCCGGCCGUCCGCCUGCUAAGGUUGGUGUGUCAUAGAUUUGGAUAUUUGAAGGCGGAGGCGCGAGACUUUGUGGCCUGACCGGUUUUUGCUCGUCGAUGAACAUGACGAGGAGUUAGAGAUACUUAUAGAUUAAAUGCUCAAUCACAUCAGUCGUCGAGGGAACACAUAUACUGACUGCAUCUGGAGACCAAGGGAAAAAUUAAAGUUGGGAACAUGUUGAGUAAGUAUCAAUACAAAUUUGUUCAGCUGCGGCAGGGUCCGGCUGUUCGUUAUAUCUGUUCUUCCAAAACAAAGACAAACACAAAGACAAUUAUUUACAUUCCCCGCCGCUUGAGUGUCUGGAACCCC